GAAGGAAUGUCUUUGUCUGAAAUGAGCAUGGGAAUGCAUGAGGAGAGAAACCAUUUUAAUUCACGCUAGAGUUGAUAUGGAGGAAUUAUUGUUUCUACCUAUGUAAAUGGACAAAUGUACAGCAUCUGGAAGCCUCUUCAGAAUUGCAAACAGCUUGCUGUGCAGAGUUGAAGCUAUGGUGCUGAUCAGAGUGCUAGCAAACCUUCUGAGCUUUCUUACGCACAAAAGUCUUCUGGUCAUUGGAGGUGAUGAAUGUAACAUAAAUGAACAUCGUUCCCUUGUACUCGUGUACUCUGACGGGAUUCAAUGUGGUGGGACUUUGAUCAACCAGGAAUGGAUGCUCACCGCUGCACACUGCGACGGGAAAAAAAUGAAGUUACAGUUUGGUCUGCAUAGCAAAAAGGUACCAAACAAGGAUAAGCAGACAAGAGUCCCAAAGGAGAAGUUCUUUUGUCUUAGUAGCAAAAACAAUAAGGAAUGGGACAAGGACAUCAUGUUGAUCAGGCUGAACCGUCCUGUUAACAACAGUAAACACAUUGCGCCUCUCAGCUUGCCUUCCAAGCCUCCCAGUCAGGACACAGUUUGCAAUAUUAUGGGAUGGGGCACAAUCUCACCUACUAAAGAGACUUAUCCUGAUGUCCCUCAUUGUGCUAACAUUAACAUACUCGAUCAUGCAGUGUGUCGAGCAAUUUACCCAGGGUUGCUGGAGAAAAGCAGAGUAUUGUGUGCAGGUAUCCUGGAAGGAGGCAAAGAUACAUGUGGGGGUGACUCUGGGGGACCCCUCAUCUGUAAUGGAGAAAUCCAGGGCCUUUUAUCUGUGGGGGGCGAUCCUUGUGCCCAACCUCAUGUGCCUUCCCUCUACAUCAAGGUCUUUGAUUAUACUGAGUGGAUCCAGAGCAUUAUUACAGGAAAUACAGCUGCAACUUGCCCCCCAUGAAAACUUUUGAAAAAGUUAAGAGAAAAUGUAACAUAUUAGUACAUCUCUUCUAUAUCCCUAACCAUAUCCGACUGCAUUGGAAUAUAUUCCCAGGCAGUAAGCUUUUUUUAAGACUCAAAUAGGACUUUCUUUGGAGUAAGAAAUGCUCAAAAUAGUGCUGCAGGGAUCAUGUCCCAUUUAACAGUAUAAAACAAUCUCAGUAAAAUGAGGCCUACUUUUAGGGUGAGGUGCAAUAAAUGGUCCAUUCCAAAUAUUUUAACCUCUGAAUAUCUUUCCAUUUCUGUCCACUUCUGGGAUAGUGGGGUCCUUGAUGCUCUCUGAGCUUGUCUUCUUGCAGAUGUUUCAUUACCCAGCUAGGUAACAUCAUCAGUGCUAGAAUAUUCUCUUCUAUUAAUACUUCUGUGGCAUUUACAAUACGCUCAUAUGGAGUCAUGCAGUCACCCCAUAAACAUAUCCAUAUACCCGGGUCCCACUGUUGCCUAAAAAGGAUCCCAGAUUAAGCCCCACUUCCCAAUCACUAAAUAGAAUCUUUUGAGAAUCAUGUUUUCAUGUAAAUUCUCAGGUAUCCACAGCAAUAAAAUCAUAUAAAUAGUCA
Crotalus tigris (Tiger rattlesnake) is the source of this 1532-nucleotide messenger RNA. Its product is annotated as snake venom serine proteinase 11. The transcript is spliced from 6 exons. NCBI's taxonomy places the organism in Eukaryota, Metazoa, Chordata, Lepidosauria, Squamata, Viperidae. Gene Ontology annotation, biological process: proteolysis. The record is from RefSeq and is a predicted model, not a curated record. Gene Ontology annotation, molecular function: serine-type endopeptidase activity. Bases 107 to 937 code for a protein of 276 amino acids.